AUAUACAGCUCUGGAAAAAAAAAAUGACAGACCACCAGAGUUUCUUUGAUUUUACCAAAUUGAAAACCACUAGAAAACUCUUAAAACUUCAUGAAUAUGAACUUGUUUUCUUUGCAUUAUUCGAGGUCUGAAAGCUCUGCAUCUUUUUUGCUAUUUCAGCUAUUUCUGCAAAUAAAUAAAAAUUUUAUUUGUAUUUUGGGAGAAAUGUUGUCUGUAGUUUAUAGAAUAAAACAACAAUGUUAAUUUUACUCAAAUAUAUACCUACAAAUAUAAAAAUCAGAGAAACUGAUUUAGAAACUGAAGUGGUCUCUUGAUUUCUUCCAGAGCUGUAUGUAUAUAUAGAUAAGAAAUGACAAUGAAAAUGAGAUCCUGCAUAGUACACAAUGAUUAGUUUGACUUAGAGCAGUACACUGUAAUUUAACACUGCUGUAUUGGUAUUGGUCCUGAUGCUGAGUAUUGGUGCCAUCUCUGUUUACUCUGUUCACUGAGUGAAUGUUUCUGUGUAAUGAUGCUCUUGUUUGGGACUUUGGGACUCUGUUCUGCUGUUCCUCUGCUUUCCAGCAUGUUGGUGUGCAUUGGCAGAGCUUCUCGAGGCUCCUCGUGUUGGGUCUGUUCACGUGGGUUUAUGGAUCAUUCACUGUUUGUUAUUUAAGGUGUUUGUAGGAGCACUGGCUCAGGUUUGGCUCAGGUGUGGGGAGGUGUUUGGAGGUGUGGUGGGAGUUUGAGCUGUAAACUUCUUCAGACCUGCAGGGCUAGAAGCUCCACUCAGUCCCGUAACCCUAUUAACAGUGUGUCUGUUUUCCCUUCUCCCUCUAUGGUGACUCUCCUGUGUGCCUUAUUCCAGUCUCAUUGGACAACCAGCACAUGCUGCACUACAUCCGGGACAAAACCGCCGUGCCCUACUUCUCCAACCUGGUGUGGUUCAUCGGCAGCCACGUCAUCGAGCUGGACAAGUGUGUUCAGACAGAUGAAGAGCAUAAAAACAGAGGGAAGCUGAGUGACCUGGUUGCGGAGCACCUGGAUCAUCUUCACUAUCUCAACGACAUCCUCACCAUCAACUGCGAGUUCCUCAACGACGUGCUGACGGACCAUUUGCUCAACCGCCUCUUCCUGCCCCUCUACGUUUACUCGCUGGUCACCCAGCAGCAGGGUCAAGACCGCAAGAUCAACCCUCAAGUGUCACUUUACCUGCUCUCCCAGGUGUUCCUCAUUAUCCACUACCAGCCCCUGGUGAACGCUCUGGCUGACGUUAUUCUGAAUGGAGACUUGACUGUUUUCUCAGCUCAGGCGGAGCAGAACAUGCACAAGCCCUCAUCUAACAGUGGAGUGCGCCGCUUCACCAAGCCCCCCGAGAGUCUGGAGCGUUCUCUGGAGAUGAGUCGGCAGCGCGGCAGGAAGAGAACCCAGAAACGGCCCAACUACAAGAACGUGGGGGAGGAGGAAGAGGAGGAGAGGGGGGCUGAGGAAGGCACGGAGGAGGAGAAAGAAAAGGCUAAAGGUACAGAGGCUAGCUCAAAGCCCAGCAGGACGUGUGGGGACACGGAAGAGAUUGAAAUGGUGGUGAUGGAGAAGUGUAAGCUGUCAGACGUGUCCAGCCUGACCGAGCAGAACAUCACUGAUGAGGAGAAAACGGCUGCAGCUGCUGCUCGAACCGAGGGCCAGAGGAGCAGACCCUUCUUGGACAUGGUGUAUAACGCCCUGGACUGCGAGCUGGAGGACUACCACGCCCUUUUCGUCCUCUGCCUCCUCUUCGCCAUGUCUCACAGCAAAGGAAUAAACCCAGAGCUGUUGGAGAAGAUCCAGCUGCCUGUACCUGGGCAGGAGAGGAGCAGUUACAGCCAAGUUCUGGUGGAGAGGCUGAUCAGAAUCAUGAACCAGGCUGCUCAGCCAGACGGGAGGGUACGGCUGGCCACUCUGGAGCUGUGCUGUCUUCUACUCAAGCAGUCGGUCCUCUCCAACACUCAGUGCAUCAUCAAGGACGUCCACCUGGCCUGUCUGGAGGGUGCUAGAGAGGAGAGUCUCCACCUGCUGCGCCGCUUUUACAAGGGGGAAGAGAUCUUCCUGGACAUGUUUGAAGACGAGUACAGGAGCAUGACUAGUAAGCCUCUGAAUGUGGAGUACCUCAUGAUGGACGCGUCCAUCCUGCUUCCCCCGACUGGAACGCCCCUCACUGGCAUUGACUUCGUUAAGAGGUUGCCCUGCGGAGACGUGGAGAAGACACGCAGGGCUAUCCGAGUGUUCUUCAUGCUCCGGGCGCUGUCUCUACAGCUUCAGGGAGAACCAGAGACCCAGCUUCCCCUGACCCGCCCAGAGGACCUCAUUAAAACAGACGAUGUCCUUGACCUCAAUAACAGUGAUUUGAUCGCCUGCAUGGUGGUGAGUAAAGAUGGCAUUCAGGCACAGCGCUUCCUGGCUGUGGACGUGUAUCAGAUGAGUCUGGUGGAACCGGAUACCAAGCGAUUGGGCUGGGGAGUUGUGAAGUUCGCCGGCCUUCUACAGGACAUGCAGGUGUCUGGAGUGGAGGACGACAGCAGGGCGCUGAACAUCACCAUCCACAAGCCCACCUCCAACCCCCACGCGAAGCCCCUCCCCAUCCUGCAGGCCUCCUUCAUCUUCGCUGAUCACAUUCGCUGCAUCAUCGCCAAGCAGAGGCUGGCCAAAGGUCGCAUUCAGGCCCGGCGUAUGAAGAUGCAGAGGAUAGCUGCUCUUCUGGACCUCCCUGUCCAGCCGUCGUCUGAAGUUCUGGGUUUUGGUCAGCCUGCAGCUUCAUCCUCUCAGCUGCCCUUCCGCUUCUACGACCAGGCCCGACGAGGCCCCGCCUUCGCCUCUGUAGAUAAAGUUCCAGGUUUUGCAGUGGCCCAUGUCGCCCAGCACAGUCCCUCGCCCCUGUCCUCCCCCUCCCCCAGCUCCAGUGGCAGCACCAGUCACUGUGACUCGGUCACGGCCAGCAGCGUGUCGGUGCAGUCUGCCACACAGAGCCCAUCAGAUGAUGCUGAGGGGUCUCAUGUGGCUCUGACCGACCCUGCUCUCCCUGUUCCAGCCCCUGCCCUCGCCCCCAGCCUGACGCCCGCCGCCCAGCCCACCAUCUCUCUGCUGUCGGACGCCGACGCCGAGACGCUCAGCGUGGACUCCCUCACCCUGCUGCCUCCAGCCGACCCGCCCCGCCUGCGCUCCUUCAGCACCCAGUCCUCCGCCCAGGAGGAGGCGCCGGACGCCACCCAGCACGAGCACACCGAGCCCGUCUCAGACCCGCCCCCGGACGACGACGGCAACGGCGAGAACACACAGGAAGAGGACAGGAAGGACAUUAGCGUCAUACCAGAGGAAGACGAGCCUUCUCCUGAUUCAGAGCCAGCAGAGACCAGGCCUCCAAACACGGACUCGUCCAGAGAGGAAGCCCAGACUCAGGCAGAGUCUGAACCUGCCGUUAACCCUCACCUGUCAGACCUCGAGGACAACCCUGACCUCGAGCAGGAGACCGAAAUAGACUGAAAUAGUGGAGCAGGUCUGAGUGGACAACUCCAGUCCAGUGGAGACCACCACUGGGAAGCAGCUCAGUCCUUACAGCGACAGUCUGGCGACAAACGUGCAGAAAUAUUUGCUCAGUUUUCCCCUUCAUCCAAGUUUAGGUGGUAUAGAAGUAGUACCUUAAAAAUUAUACCUUUAUACAUUGGAAUAGUUUAAAGUUUUUUUCACCGUUUUCCACCGAACAUAUAAUUGGGUUCUACACGCCACAUUACACACUUAUUUUUAAAGAUCACCAUACCUUAUUAAAAAAAAAAAAAAAACGAGAGCCACAAAGGAUACAUCACCUGCGUCCUUUAAAUUACUAUAAAUUACUCUGAACUUUGGCUUCCUGUCCAUCAUAGCUCUAACUCUUCCAAUACCAUUGUUCUUUAUGUCAAAUCAGAAAACAAUACCAAUAUUCCCACAGUGAGGAUGAUAAACUGUCAAUGACUUGAAGGAACUCCUUGAAGGACGACUUUGAGACUUUGACCAGCAACUACGCCACUAGAACUUAGAUUUCAGAACUAGGAUUCUCAGAUUAAGUGACCGGUUUAAUUCUUAUAUGAAGGGAAAAUUCUGUCAGACAGGCUGAGGAAAACCUGGAAACUGACCUUAGAGAGAGUCUUAGAAAAUAAAUCGUGUCUAUUUUAUGUUGAUCCAACGCUUUGACCAGGGAGUUUUCCUCCAUAGAUUUGUUUUUGCGAGCUCCACAGCUAAUAAGACAAAUAAUAAUAUUAAUGGGUAAAAUAAUGCAAAUAAACGAGAGCCUCGAAGGAUACAUCAGCUGCGUCCUUUAAUUAAUCACUCUGAAAUUUGGCUUCCUGUCCAUCAUAGCUCUAACUCUUCCAAUACCUUUGUUCUUUAUGUCAAAACAGAACACAAUACCUUCAUUUCCACAUUCCAGGAUGACUCAACUGUAGAGUGACAGUGUGUAGACAGUGUUUACAGUUCCAAUUCAGAGUGUGAGGGCUUUAAAAGACAUGUAAAAAAAAAAACUAUUUGAGGGACAACUUUGAGACUUUGACCAGCAAUUAUGUCACUAGAACUUAAAUUUCAGAACCAGGAUUCUUAGAUUGAGUGACCAGUGUAUUCUCUAACUGAGGGAACUCAAGUUAGGGUUAAUUCUAUCAGACAGGCAGAAGAAAACCUGGAAACUAACCUUAGAAAGAGUCUUAGAGAAGAAAUAAUGUCUAUGUUAUGUUGAUCCAACGCUUUCACCUGGGAACUUUCCUCUGUAGAUUUGUUUUUGUGAGCUCCAAAGCUAAUAAGACAAAUAAUUGUGUUCUACACACCACAGUAAACAUUUCUUUUUAAAGGUCACCUUGCCUUAUUGAAAAAAAAAACAAGAGCCACAAAGGAUACAUCAGCUGCGUCCUUUAAAAAAUCACUCUGUCCUGAUUCCUUUUGAUUCUUCCAAUACCUUUGCCCAACAUUCCCACAUUCUAGGAUGAAGCACUGUAGAGUGGAUAGUGUGUACAGGUACAAAUAAGAGUGUGAGGGCUUUUAAAGACAUUAAGGAACUUUUUGAAGGACGACUUUGAGACUUUGACCAGCAAUUACGUCACUAGAACUUAAAUUUCAUCACUAGGGUUCUUAGAUUGAGUGACCGAUGUAAUCCUUAUCCAAAGGAAAUUUGAGUUAAGAACAAUUCUGUCAGACGGGCUGAAGAAAACCUGGAAAAUAACCUUAAAGAGAGUCUCAGAGAAGAAAUCAUGUCUAUGUUAUGUUGAUCCAAUUCUUUGACCAGGGAGUUUCCCAGUUUCCCAGAGUGGGACCAAACUAAGGAAACCGUGUCUGAUAUUUCAGUAAACUUGACCUACUUUUAUAGUUGAGGAAAGAAGGGUAAAGCUGAGCAAACUGCGCUUGGAGUUGUGCCGAGCGUCGCUGUGAGCCUGGUCGUGUCCGUGUAUCGGUUAAUGAUUUAUGUGAACGCUUGUCUUUGUAGUUUUUGGAACGCAGAGUUUUUGCAUACUUUCUCUUUCUUUAGAACAGUGAUGCUUUCAUGGGAACAAAGGUGUUCUUGAUGGUCGAUGAAGUCGUUCAAAGCACAGCUUUGUUAUGAUUGUUUUUUGUUUUUCUUUGUCUUCUUCAUCUGAGCACCAUUGUUUUGUGGUCUUCUGUCAUGGUGCUGUGUGUUUGGGUGGCGUUGAGUUGUGUGAAUGAGUGGACUGAUUGAUUGAUUGAUUAAUUGAUUGAAUGAGAUGAGUGUGAGAGAAAUGAGAGCGAGAGAGAGAGAGAGAGAGAGAGAGAGAGAAAGGGAUGGAGAUCGUAAAACAGGUUUGUUUUUAUAAGUAUGUUCAAGUGGGUGAAUGAGUGCCCACUGAGUUUUACCAGUCUUAAACACUGAGGAAUGUACAAAGACUUUUGGGUCUGUCCAGCGGUGCUUUCUCCUGGAGGACUACUUCACUUUGACUGAACGUGAAUUUGCACUUCAACAGUAGCUUUGUCUGAAAGCCCUUUGAAUUAUUGCUUUUUGUGUUUUGCUUUUUUGCUUUUUGCCUUUUUCUUUAGUUUGCUGCACAAAAAUAUGUAUUAAAUAUUAUUAUUUGUA
Molecule: messenger RNA, 6058 nt
Organism: Astyanax mexicanus (Mexican tetra)
Lineage: Eukaryota; Metazoa; Chordata; Actinopteri; Characiformes; Acestrorhamphidae
Gene: clec16a
Product: C-type lectin domain containing 16A
Exons: 19
Coding region: 865-3492 (875 amino acids)
Biological process (GO): regulation of autophagosome maturation; endosomal transport; endosome to lysosome transport
Cellular component (GO): endolysosome membrane; late endosome
Source: RefSeq, a predicted model, not a curated record